AAUAGCUAGAAAUUUCCCCCAAAAAAGAUUUCCUUUUUCUGCACUUCACCAGGUUUGUCUACUUCUUGAUCUACCUGGGCACGACAUGGAUCCAAGAUUGUGAUUCAAAUUUCAAAGUAAGGUGUUCCUGUUCUUGGAGGUUUUCAAUUUUCAAGGAGGGGAAGAAGGAAUCAAGAGUACUAAGGUUUCUAAAUCUAAGAAGGUAUGGGAGAAUCUGCUUGUCUCAUGCAAACUACCUUCUCUCAGGCUUCUGAUACUACUACCCAUGAAACUAGAGAGGGGAAUCCGAUGCAUGCACUUGCAGGAUCGGUUUCUUUCGGAAGGUUCUUAUCAGAGUCCUUAGCUUGGGAGAAAUGGUCAUCCUUCUCUCACAAUCGGUAUUUAGAAGACGUAGAAAAAUACUCCAGGCCUGGUUCAGUCGCUCAGAAAAAAGCUUAUUUUGAAGCCCAUUACAAGAAAGUUGCAGCUAAGAAGGCAGAAGCAGCUGCUGGUUCUACUCCUCAACCAGAAACCCAAGAUGGAGUUCACAGCAAUCCUGCCCUGGAUUCACAGAUGGAAAAAUGUGAUGACCAUGUGGCUGUUGAUGAGCCACGGCAAGCCACAGUCCCCAACAUGGAGGAAGGUUUCAUCAUUGAUUCAAGCAGACGUAAUUCCAUUUUUGAAAUGGAUCGCAUGGUAUCAAAUAAGGUGGAAGUAGUAGAUCCAGUAAUAGAAGACCAGGUUCUUGAGAAGAACUCUCUAGUGGUUGAAUCAUCACAGCUUGCUGAUGUUGGGAACCGUAACAUGCUUACUGAGGUGGAGCCUAGUGGAACCAUCCAAAUGAAUCAGACACAUUCAGAGGUUGCUGCUAGGCCGGAGAGUUUGACUUCAACAACCAAUGCAAAACCAAUGGCAUCGUCCUUGAAACCAUCAGCUUACAGCAGGGAACGAAUGCUUUCAUCUUCUCCGGCCAAAUCAACAACUACUAUUCCUUCCAGAAAGGAAAAUCUAGCCACUCCAAACAAUAAGAAGUCCGCAAGAGAUCCAGUGCAGAAGAAGUUCCCAACUCCAAAAUCACUCCAUAUGUCGAUUAAUUUUGCUUCCAAUCAAGAGAAUUUGGCUUCAGCUACCAAGACAAACCCAGCACUUUCUUCCUCAAAGCCAUCGGCUUACCGAAGGGCAUCAGAGCUUCAAUCUCCAACUGCCAAAUUGACAACUCCUCUUCAUUCCAGAAAGGGAAAUAAUCCCACUCCAAACAGUAAAAAGUCCGUAAGAGAUCCAGGGAAUAAGAAGUGCCCAACUCCAAAAUCACUCCAUACAUCGAUUAAUUUUGCUGCUAAUCAGGAGACGGUGGCUUCAGCUACUAAGACAAAAUCAUUUGUUUCUUCCUCAAAGCCAUCAGUUUACGGUAGAGCAUUAAAGCUUCCAUCUUCCCCUGACAAAUCCUCAACUGUUCAUUCCAGAAAGGAAAAUGCCACUCCAAACAGUAAAAAAUUUGCAAGUGACUUGGUGAAUAAAAAGUGUUCAACUCCAAAAUCACUCCAUAUGUCAAUUAAUGCUCCAUCUGGCGCUGGUGAAACUAACAAAACAUCUUCAGCUCAGAAAAAGAUUGCAGAUUCAAGGGGAUCUGGAAGUGUGUCGACCUCUAAGCACUGUCCAACUCCUCUAAGAACCCCAACCAUGGCAUCUGUGAAUGGUUUGCCAAAGAAUCCUUCUGUUACUCCUCAGUCAGAGCAAAAAAGUACCAGAACAGAACUUGGUUUCACAUCCUCUGGAUGCAGUAAAGUGGGUGCAACAUGGCACUCUCUCUCCACGGAUCAUUCGAAGUCUUUGAGCGCCGGUGGAGGCAUAACGCGGUCGCCGACUGUAUCUUCUCCAUUUAGCUUCAGAACUGAUGAAAGAGCUGCAAAAAGAAAGGAGAAACUGGAGAAUAAAUUCAAUGCAGAGGGGGCACUGAACGUGCAGCUUCAAAAGAAGCCUAAGGAAAAGGCUGAAAAUGAGCUUAACAAACUGCAUCAAAGCUUCAGCUUCAAGGCAAAGCCAAUGCCAGACUUUUAUCGUGCAACAGGGUCAGGAAAGAAUCAGAUUAAGAAGGUACCUCUAUAUUGUGAUGCUCCAAUACUCCUCAUAAAUAUAUGCUAACAGAAUUUCUUUCUUUUUUUUUUAAUUUAAUGAUGGUUACUCAUUUAGAGUGCCUCAAUAAGAGUAUUAGGUCAGCUUCUUAUGUUAAAAUAAUUC
Messenger RNA from Macadamia integrifolia, 2217 nucleotides. Its product is annotated as protein WVD2-like 7. Lineage: Eukaryota; Viridiplantae; Streptophyta; Magnoliopsida; Proteales; Proteaceae. Bases 205 to 2121 code for a protein of 638 amino acids. The transcript has 8 exons. The record is from RefSeq and is a predicted model, not a curated record.